Sinocyclocheilus anshuiensis is the source of this 911-nucleotide messenger RNA. RefSeq names its product protein cornichon homolog 4-like. Gene Ontology annotation, biological process: vesicle-mediated transport. NCBI's taxonomy places the organism in Eukaryota, Metazoa, Chordata, Actinopteri, Cypriniformes, Cyprinidae. The coding region runs from base 33 to 452 and encodes 139 amino acids. The record is from RefSeq and is a predicted model, not a curated record. The transcript has 5 exons.
CCGGAAGCGCCAGUGAAACCGGAAGUGCAAAAAUGGAGGCAGCCGUGUUUAUUUCAUCCCUCGUCGACUGCUGUGCUUUAAUAUUCCUCUCCGUGUAUUUCAUUAUUACUCUGUCUGAUCUGGAAUGUGACUACAUCAAUGCUCGAUCCUGCUGCUCCAAGUUAAACAAAUGGGUCAUUCCUGAGAUGAUCGCUCAGGCUCUGGCCACGGUGCUGAUGCUGGUCUCCAUGCACUGGUUUGUGUUCCUGCUCAACCUCCCUGUGGCAUCCUGGGACGUGUACAGAUACGUGAAGGUUCCCCUGGGGAACAUGGGAGUGUACGAUCCCACAGAGAUUCACAACAGAGGCCAGCUCAAGUCCCACAUGAAGGAGGCCAUGAUCAAACUGGGCUUCCACCUCCUCUGCUUCUUCAUCUACCUGUACAGCAUGAUCCUGGCUCUCAUCAACGACUGACCCACAACACAAACGGCCAAAUCAUGAACUGCUCUUUAUAUUUUGUGAAUAAACUCCAUGCAUCCCUGUCAGAAGAUCAGCUUUCCUCAACACAUCCUCACUAAUGACCCUCAGAAACGGCUCGUCUGCGGACCACAAACCCCCGAUAAAGCCGCAUGCGUCACGUUCACUUUGGUUUCUCUGUGUCUUGCACUGCUUCUCAGAGCUGAAGCAUCAAGACAAUCGCACUGAAUCACUCAACAUCUGUUUGACCAGCAACUGCACACAAAACACACGUCCAGCUCACAGUCUUCUGGAAUUCGUAAUAAUAAUUACGGUAAUUACGACUUUUUAUCUCUCAAUUCUCACCUUUUUACUUACAAUUGUUAUUUUAUAUCUUGCAGUUCUGAAUUGCGUGACAAAGUCUGAAUAAGCUCGCAAUUCUGAGAAAGAAAUUCUGAAUUGCGAGAUGUAAACUUG